AUUCCAGCCUGUAGGGCACAAAACCAAUUUAGUGAGUCACAACUGGCAUUUAAAAAAGUGAAAUAGAGUAGAAAAAUAUCAAAGCCCAUCACAUGUAGCAAGGGCAAAUUUUAUUUCAGGAAAUUCUUACUGCAUGAGCACAGGACGGGGAAGUAUGUGGGGGUGUAUGUGCAUAUACUGGGUCUUGAUGUAAAUUGUUUUUAUGAUUGUGGUUCAUGGUCUAAAUAGUUUAAACACUGCUCUAAAGGGAAGAUGUUUUUUCAGUCAACUUAGGUUGUUUACACUGUAAGGCUGCAACCUACUGUAAUUAUGUAUAACAAUCUGUUUAUCAGUUCAUAGAUGUAGUUCCUAUAAAAUUAAUUCAAUAACUAAAGAAAAGCCAAUAAAAUCAACAGCAUCAUUUGGGGGGAAAAGUUGACUGAACCUAAAUUGCUGCUGUCAGUAUACGUUCAGCACAGAUUUGACACCCUGGCUCCUUGAGUUCUGCACACCCACCCUGCAGUCUCUAGUGUCCAGCGACGUGGUCCUCCGAGGCUUCUGAAGAGCCAUCAUCCAUCACUUUGCAUAAAUGUGCCUUGAAUUAAAUGUGCAGAAUCAAGUUGUCUUAAGCCCAUGUAGUUAGAGUGGUGCCACUUGGUACCAAUACAGUUGUGCACAACUCACAGAGGCUCAGAAAUGUGCAAAUCUUGGUUAAGCAGCAGUUACUCAUCUGUAGUUACUCAUCUCAUCUUUUUUGGCUGCCUCACAAGUCAGUGCAUGAUCCUAGCCCUGACUAGGGGUCAGACUCAUGCCCUCUGCAGUGGAAGUGCGAAAUCUUAACCACUGGACCACCAGGGAUGUCCCAGUAUAUGUUCAUUUUUAAAAGAUGAUCAUCGCAGUGAAAACACAAGAAUAAAACAUUCUGCUAGAAAAAGCCUCCGAGGGGAACCCUGCUGACCCGGUUGGGAGACCCACCUCUAGCAGGAGACCCUGGAUGACCUCACAGCAGCACACUGCUCAGGACAGACUGGAUCUCAGCGCUUGGGUGGAGGCAUGUUCAGCUUAGCCCCCAAACUAGACUAUUAUCCUGCAUGUAGUUCUUUCCCUUGUUCAUUAGAAUACUAUGACCGUUUCAAUCAAAUGCCGUGUUGAUACACAGCUUUUGUAUACUAUUCUCUCAGUGUAGCCAUCCAAAACCCCAUAAAAAAGAAACAGGUUUGUUCAGUAUGACUUGGUUUUAACAACCCCAUGCUUAUUCCUUGAGAUCACUGCCUUCCUUACCUUAGUAACUGUAGCGCUGUUCAGUCGUUUGUUCUAGGGUUUUGCUGAGGAUCAGUGUCUAAUAUUUCAGGAUCCACCUGUGCGAUCUGCCCAGAGCUGCCCUCUGGCUCCUCACACAGUCUGCUGCAAAGUCUCUGCCUCCUGUGGAGUGCAGCUCAUGUGGCCUCGGGGCCUGGAAACCGUUUAAGGCAUUGACAAGCCUGCUUACUAACCUGUCCUGGGCUGCAGUUUCCUGCUUUACCUUUUCUUUACCUUUUCUCAUUUAAGAAUCAUUCUCCCAAAGAGAAGCCAGAGACCAGCCAAACUGUGAGUGGUUCCAGUCGCUCAAUGCCUGAGCCGUUCUGCCUCUUCCCAUCUCUGAGUGAUACCCUUCUUGUUUCUGUACUUCCUGAAACCUGCUUUCCAAAGGUCUGAGAUCCACAGACCAGCAUGGCUGCCACUGCCGCUGUCAGUCCCAGUGACUACCUGCAGCCUGCUGCCUCUACCACCCAGGACUCCCAGCCAUCUCCCUUAGCGCUGCUUGCCGCGACAUGUAGCAAAAUUGGCCCUCCAGCUGUUGAAGCUGCGGUGACGCCUCCUGCUCCCCCCCAGCCCACUCCACGGAAACUCGUCCCUAUCAAACCCGCCCCUCUCCCUCUCAGCCCCAGCAAGAAUAGCUUUGGAAUCUUGUCCUCCAAGGGAAACAUACUUCAGAUUCAGGGGUCACAGCUGAGCACGUCCUACCCUGGGGGGCAGCUGGUGUUCGCCAUCCAGAAUCCCACCGUGGUCAACAAAGGGACCCGAUCGAACACCAGUAUCCAGUACCAGGCGGUCCCUCAGAUCCAGGCCAGCAGUCCUCAGACCAUCCAGGUGCAGCCCAGUCUGACCAACCAGAUCCAGAUCAUCCCUGGCACCAACCAAGCCAUCAUCACCCCAUCCCCGUCCAGUCACAAGCCCGUCCCCAUCAAGCCAGCCCCUGUCCAGAAGUCAAGUACGACCACCGCUCCAGCACAGAGCGGGGCCAAUGUGGUGAAGCUGACAGGUGGCGGUGGCAAUGUGACCCUUACUCUGCCUGUCAACAACCUCGUGAACACCAGCGACCCCGGGGCCGCCACUCAGCUCCUCACAGAGAGCCCUCCUGCCCCGCUGUCUAAGACUAACAAGAAAGCCAGGAAGAAGAGUCUUCCUGCCGCCCAGCCCCCUGUGGCCGUGGCCGAGCAGGUGGAGACGGUGCUGAUCGAGACCACCGCAGACAACAUCAUCCAAGCAGGAAACAACCUGCUCAUUGUUCAGAGCCCUGGCGGGGGCCAGCCAGCCGUGGUCCAGCAGGUCCAGGUGGUGCCCCCCAAGGCCGAGCAGCAGCAGGUGGUGCAGAUUCCACAGCAGGCCCUGCGGGUGGUGCAGGCAGCGUCCGCCACACUCCCCACCGUCCCCCAGAAGCCCUCCCAGAACUUCCAGAUCCAGGCUGCUGAGCCAUCACCUACUCAGGUCUACAUCCGUACGCCUUCUGGUGAGGUACAGACGGUCCUUGUCCAGGACAGCCCCCCAGCAACAGCUGCGACUGCCUCCACCACCACUUGUAGUAGCCCCGCAUCCCGUGCUGCCCAUCUGAGUGGGACCAGCAAAAAGCACUCGGCUGCAAUUCUCCGAAAAGAACGACCCCUGCCAAAGAUCGCUCCUGCUGGGAGCAUCAUCAGCCUGAACGCAGCACAGCUGGCAGCGGCAGCCCAGGCCAUGCAGACCAUCAACAUCAACGGUGUCCAGGUCCAGGGCGUGCCCGUCACCAUCACCAACACUGGCGGACAGCAGCAGCUGACUGUGCAGAAUGUUUCUGGAAACAACCUGACCAUCAGUGGGCUGAGCCCCACCCAGAUCCAGCUGCAGAUGGAACAGGCCCUGGCUGGAGAGACCCAGCCUGGGGAAAAGCGGCGCCGCAUGGCCUGCACGUGUCCCAACUGCAAGGACGGAGACAAGAGGUCUGGAGAGCAGGGCAAGAAGAAGCACGUGUGCCACAUCCCCGACUGCGGCAAGACUUUCCGUAAGACGUCCCUGCUUCGGGCUCACGUGCGCCUGCACACCGGCGAGCGGCCCUUUGUUUGCAACUGGUUCUUCUGUGGCAAGAGGUUCACACGGAGCGACGAGCUCCAGCGGCAUGCCCGCACCCACACAGGGGACAAACGCUUCGAGUGUGCCCAGUGUCAGAAGCGCUUCAUGAGGAGUGACCACCUCACCAAGCAUUACAAGACCCACCUGGUCACGAAGAACUUGUAAGGCCAACUGAGGCAGAGGCCCCACAGAUGCAGACCUGCCCGUGUCCUGCCUGGGCCUCUGGCAGAAAGGAGGCCCACGCUGUCAUGGGCCCGCCUCAACCCCCGUUCCUGUUGUGCGACUGUCCCCACAGGAAGGGGCUCUGCUGCCCCAUAUGCACCUCCUUCUGAAGCCCCUUGGCUCCGCCCUGGCCCUCCCCUCUCACCACAAGCUCCUGGCCUGCCCAAACCAUGGACACUGGCCAUGCCCAAUGAGACGUUCUAAAUCAGGACGAGUGGGAACCCUUAUUUCCAAAGGAAAAACAUGAAUUUCACUCCGUCGAGGAGCAAAGUGAGCCCCCUCCCCCCAACACUGCCGGAGUCGCAUCGUGCCAUGCCCCCUCCCUCUCCUGCACCUCUCUGGCCCCCUCGGCCACUGCGGACGCCUGGACGUCCGGGGCCCUGCACCCAGGGCUCCGCUGGCAGCCAGUCCGCCUCCACUCCACACGCCCCACCCCACCCCGAUUCUCCUCCAGCACAUUCCAACUUUCUAUUUAAAAAGUAAAGCUACCCACCCACUCCCUGAUUCCCCUCUUUUUCUAUGGAGAACGUUGCCUUAUACUCUACUUCCGAUGAUGAACACUGUGUAUUGUGUGUGCUUUAAAGUUUAUUUAAUUGCUCCCUUCUUCCUGUCCUUGUUACUCACCUCCCCCAUGCCUGCUUUUAGUUUAGGGUUUUUGGGGGGCAAUGAUGAGCAUAUGAAUUUUUUUUUCUCACUUAGCAAUUCUCUUUUCUAAAUGACACAGCAUUUCAACUCGAAUCUGGAUUCAGAUGAAACACCUUCCCAUCCGGAACCUCGUCCCUCUCCCCAUCAUCUCCCCUACCCUGACCAGCCCAAGCCCUACUUGUGUACAGUGUAUAUUGUAUAAUAGACAAUUGUGUCUACUACAUGUUUAAAAACAUAUUGCUUGUUAUUUUUGAGGCUUUUAAAUUAAAACAAAAAUCCAACUUUAUUUUUAGUUGUAACUGCUUGAGGUAUGUUUUAUGAAUUAAGUGACAGAUUUGUUAUCCUUUAUUAACGAUGUACUUUGUUGGUCAGCGCUGGGCUGACAAAAAUUUUUUCUUGCUAAUAAAUUUAGUUGCCUGAGGCAAAAUCUGCAA
Messenger RNA from Bubalus bubalis (water buffalo), 4646 nucleotides. RefSeq names its product Sp2 transcription factor (gene SP2). Gene Ontology annotation, molecular function: DNA-binding transcription factor activity, RNA polymerase II-specific; RNA polymerase II cis-regulatory region sequence-specific DNA binding. The record is from RefSeq and is a predicted model, not a curated record. The transcript is spliced from 7 exons. Gene Ontology annotation, biological process: regulation of transcription by RNA polymerase II. Bases 1690 to 3510 code for a protein of 606 amino acids. NCBI's taxonomy places the organism in Eukaryota, Metazoa, Chordata, Mammalia, Artiodactyla, Bovidae.